CCCGUGGGGGCCGCCGCCGGGUUAUAUUGGGCCAGGCUGAAGGUGGAGGCGCGAUCGCUGCGGCUGGCCAGCGCGGACAUGCUGUCCUGGAGGCCGGGGGCGGGAAUGCGGCUGCGGGCGCGGCAGCCUGGAGGACUCGGCUCCACCAGCGCUCGAGGCUGAAGACUCUUGAUCCUCCCUCAAGGGCGACGCACUCACCACCCCGCAUCGUCUCCUUCCCUGAGAACGCCUUCCAGGGAAGGACCUUUUCCAGGACUUGUUAGCGGAUAUGCAGGCUUCUCCCAGGAAGAAAUUCGUCCGCCCGACCCGCCGGGGCACAAAGGGUAGAACCGCAGCCCUCUCGCACAGACUCCAAAGUCUGUAAUCCUCGGGCUAAAGACAGCACCACCCGAUUACUUCUCCGCCCUUCUUAGUUCACCCCACACUCACAACCCCUCCAAAAGUAAAUUCCGCGGAGCACUCUACGAAAAGAGAGGCCGAGAAGAGAGCGGUCCGGGGAGCGAGGCCUGGGCUCCUGUUGCCUGAUCGCCGCUUCCGUCCCACCACUGGCUCCCUAAGACUGCGCGAAGGAAAAGGGUACAGCUCCGAGUGGAGAUCGCGUGCGCGGCAUGAAGCUGGAGGUGUUCGUGCCCCGCGCGGCCCAAGGGGACAAGCCAGGCAGUGACCGGGAGGGCGCCGGCGGCAGCAACGCUCCCUCCCCGCUGUCGGUGGCUGGCGACGACUCCCUGGGCUCGGACGGGGACUGUGCGGCCAACAGCCCGGCGAGCGGUGACGUUGGGGACCGGGCGGGCGGUGGCUGCGAGCCGAGCGCCAGCGGCGGGCCAGGCGCUCGGGACGACGGCCCACCGGACUCGGAGGGACGAAUCGAAGCCAGCGCGACGGGACGGGGCUGUGGGGACGCAGGGGGCGGCGAGGGCGCGCGCAGCAAGCCGUACACGAGGCGGCCCAAGCCCCCGUACUCAUACAUUGCGCUCAUCGCCAUGGCCAUCCGCGACUCGGCGGGCGGGCGCCUGACACUAGCUGAAAUCAACGAGUACCUCAUGGGCAAAUUCCCCUUUUUCCGCGGCAGCUACACGGGCUGGCGCAACUCGGUGCGCCACAAUCUCUCACUCAAUGACUGCUUCGUCAAGGUGUUGCGCGACCCUUCUCGGCCCUGGGGCAAGGACAAUUACUGGAUGCUUAACCCCAACAGCGAGUACACCUUCGCCGACGGGGUAUUCCGUCGCCGCCGCAAGCGCCUCAGCCACCGUGCGGUGGUCCCCACUCCCGGGCUGAGGCCAGAGGAGGCCCCGGCUGGUCCCGCCGCGCCCCAGCCGUCCGCGCCCGCCGUCCCGGCUUCUCCGCGCGCGCACUCGCCGGUCCGCCAGGAGGAGCGAGUCAGCCCGACUGGCAAGUUCUCAAGCUCCUUCGCCAUCGACAGCAUCCUCAGCAAGCCCUUCCGCAGCCGCCGGGACAGGGACGCCGACCACCCAGUGCAGGGAGUACAGCUGCCCUGGGGCGCCGCGCCCUGCGCGCCGCUGCCCGCUUACCCCGCACUCCUCCCCGCAGCGCCGGGAAGAGCCCUACUCCCUCUCUGUGCCUAUGGCGGGGCCGAUCCGGUGCUGCUGGGUGCGCGUGGGACCGACGUGCAGCCAGCGGCGCCGACGCCCGCGCCGCACCUUCUAUUCGCGCCCCUCUCCAUCGCUGCCCCAGCCAAGCAGUUCCGCGGGCCCGCAGCCGCCGCCGGCGCGCACCUGUACUGCCCCCUGCGGCUGCCCGCCACCCUGCACGCGGCCCCGGCUUGCAGCCCGGGUCCGCACCUGCCCUACCCGGUGGAGAGGCUUCUGGCGUGAGUCCAGCGCUGAACCCCACGGGGUGGACGUCUGGGGUCCGCAGUGGAGGCAAAGAACGAAGGCGGGAGGACUGUGCACAUUUUAUCCAGAAGGAAAAAAAACGAGUUUAAAAAGAAAAGCAAAUCCCCAUCAAACGUGCCUUAAAGCUAAGCGUUUUGAUAACAUUUUAAUUUAAUCCAGAAUAUUUUCCUUUGUCACUUAUAACUUUACAGAGACCAAAGCAGUUCUUUUAAUUCCGUGGCCAAUCUGUCCUCUCUCCUUCAUAAAGACUAUUCUGUCUCCCUUCCCAGACUCUCUCUAUUCCAACCUUUUUUUGUUGCACCGUCUACUGAUUAAUCUCCCCCUACCCCUACCAAAAGAGCACAUCAGGGAAACAUUCUAUACGAUAAAUGAUAUGACUACUGUUUGGGGUUGAGUGACCCUGCUAUUGUAAGUAUGUGGCAUUCACUAAUAGACUGUGAGAGGUGUCAGUCUUCGGUUAUCUUUGUUAAUGACCAAUGCUUCACUGUGCCAUAAGAGGGGGAAAGUUGUUGGGCUUUGUAAUUAAAUUAUUUAUAUAUUUUUGAAAUCUGAAUUGAAAAUGUUGCAGGCAACGGCUACAGCUUUAUUAGUGGUUCUUUAACUAUGGUCUCCUUGGGCCAAGCGAUUUCUUUAAAGGAAGAGUUAACAUGUUUGUGGCGUGCCAGGACCACUGCCACAUGAAAAUAAGUGUGAUUUUUAUUUUUAAUAUUAUUUUAUUUGUCUGUGUACAUAGUCAUGUAUAAAUUUUAUGAAACCCAAGCAUAGUGAUUAUUUUUUUUUAUAAAAUUUGUAACUGAUGUAUACACUGUAGUAAGAGAUUGGAAGUACAGAAACGUUUACACCACUCCCACAGUUACCCCCAACUAUUGGGAAGCUGACUUCAGGUUUCUUUACCAAACAUGCCAUGCAAAUUUCCAGAAUGGGCCUUUCAUUGACAAAAUUUCUUAAACAAGAACCCAAUUGCCUCUUCAAGUCCUCACUGAAGAGUAUCCACGGCCAGUAAGUGUUCAUGACUCUCUCUUCAAGAAUUCUUUAGCAGGCAGGUUGCGAUACUAACUAGCUUAUAGUUAAGUAGAUAUUUUCAAGUAAAUGGUUCUGAUUUGAGUUCAAAGAGCUGGAAACUUGAUCUUGGCAUAAAACUAUGUCAACCACCAAAAUUAUCUUCAGGCAGUUUCCACAGCAACUUGAAUGUCAGUGUUUUUGUCAAAAUAAAACCAGCCAACUUUUUAGGAAUGCAAAAGUUCAUUUGGGUGUGAACCAAUUGGCAUUUUGUCUUCUUCAGAAUGGCUAGAGGUGGACACUUGCUUCCCAGGAAAAUUCAAUUCCCAGCAAGUUAUUAAUUGCAAAGUUCUUAAAAAGUAAUGCAAAUGGUGAGAAAUUUAGACAGGCAACCUAUACCACUUCCCCCCACCCUACCCUUCUUGAGUACAGCCCAUCUUAGGAGAUGAAGCUAAUCUGGUAUCUACACCCAACAAUAUCAGAAAAUUGAAUGGCACUCACUCAAGGAGGUUCCUGUUUGGGUCAGAGUGGAAGAAGAAAGCCCAUGUCCAAAACUAACAAGUAACUACUAAGGACUGAUUUAGGUUUUUCUUAUUUAGUAGUCAUAGAGAGUGAUAAUAGCAGGGUUGAAUUAUGAUAGAAUUAUGUGUACCCACAAGGCUGAUAAUUAGACAAAGAUAAAACUGAAACAGAUCAGCUGGGGGGGAAAGGGACAACAGGUUUAUUGGGUGAUUUCUAGGUUCAACAUUUGCUUUCCUUGUAGAAACUACAAAAAGGAAAGCUGGGGGGAGCAACUGAUGGCAGCCAGCAUCUCCCUAAUGGUGUGCCUCACUGCUUAGUGCGCUGCCUUCCUUUGUCUCUUUGUUAUAAAGUACUUGUUUUCAUUUCCACGUUAAUACCUGAAUAAUCUGAUUUCUGUCUGGCUGUGUAAUUGUUUUGCCUUUACCUACCAAAAUUGCUGCUAGUUCAUUUAUGAUAAAGACCACAGAAAUAGCAAUGAGAAAAAGAGAAAGGUGAGUGUUUUUAAAGUAACAUUUGUUUCAUCUCUCCUCAAAAAUAAAAAUAUUUCCUUUGUCAUGCACACCCCAGAGUCCAGAAGAUUGAAAUCCUUCCCCAGACCUCUAGUUCUGGUACUGCUUCUGUCUUCACAGCCUCUGCUAGUGAAUUUCAGUCUCAUGAACCUCUAACUCCAGUUAAGCUUAAGGGUUCCUUCCACUACCAGUUACCACCAGGGCUAAGGACAGUCACUAUUUGUUGGCUGGAGGGGGUCCGGGAGGGUCCUGGGACUGGGUAGCUUUCUCCUCGGCUCCUUCAUGCCCUCCAGCCCUUGAAUUUCGGUUUCUCUAUGCUAGCCAGACAAAGAAGGAAGCUCA
This is a messenger RNA of Perognathus longimembris pacificus (Pacific pocket mouse), 4225 nucleotides long. RefSeq names its product forkhead box Q1 (gene Foxq1). Lineage: Eukaryota; Metazoa; Chordata; Mammalia; Rodentia; Heteromyidae. The record is from RefSeq and is a predicted model, not a curated record. Gene Ontology annotation, molecular function: RNA polymerase II cis-regulatory region sequence-specific DNA binding; DNA-binding transcription factor activity, RNA polymerase II-specific. The coding region runs from base 609 to 1832 and encodes 407 amino acids. The transcript has a single exon. Gene Ontology annotation, biological process: regulation of transcription by RNA polymerase II; cell differentiation; anatomical structure morphogenesis.